Messenger RNA from Musa acuminata subsp. malaccensis (wild Malaysian banana), 2604 nucleotides. Its product is annotated as putative AC transposase. The record is from RefSeq and is a predicted model, not a curated record. NCBI's taxonomy places the organism in Eukaryota, Viridiplantae, Streptophyta, Magnoliopsida, Zingiberales, Musaceae. Gene Ontology annotation, molecular function: protein dimerization activity; DNA binding.
AAAGCCGACGCCCUCAGAAGCUAACGGCGUCAACAGAACUAACGCCUCGCUCCGCUCCCAAGCGUCGACUUCUAGUCUCUCUCCCCGUAGAGAAGAGAGGCUUCUGGCUCCGGCCCGGCUCAGAUCCGGCUUCGAUCGGCUCCCCCUUCGGCUCGCUCCGUUCUUCUCUCGGCGCGUCACCGUCCCCCUCCUCGCUGACCGAAUCGGGCGCCGGGUGGGGGUUCGAUCCCUUGUGACGAAGCCCUAAUGGCCGAUCCUUCAUAGUCAUCUAGAGAAUCCAAAACCUGAUGCUCGUGUGUGCGGAUCGGGCUUGAGCCUGAUGCCUUCGCGCCAUUUUGCUAUGAAUCUUGGGUGGUGGAAACAAAUGCUUUAAUGGACAUGGCACUUGUACCAUCAGGAGCAACUGCAGAUGUUUCGUUGGGCUUGUCAGAGAAAGGGAAUGCUGGUCCAUCACUUAAACCAAGGAAAAAGUCCAUGACCUCACUGUAUCUCAAGUUUUUCGAAACAUCUCUUGAUGGAAAGAGUCGCAGGUGCAAAUUUUGCAAGCAAAGUUACUCUAUAACUACCGCUACUGGAAAUCUUGGUAGGCAUCUCAGUCAUCGCCAUCCAGGGUAUGAUAGGCUUGGUGAUGCUGGCCAACAAGUCCAACAGGCUGUUGUUACUUCCAAGAAGCCUCAGCCUCAAGUAAAACCUUCAACUGAUCUUGAUCAUCUGAACUGGUUGCUGCUUAAAUGGCUCACUGGGACCUCUGUUCCUCCUACCUUUGAGGAUGAGAUGCUUUUGAAUUCUUUUAGGUUUUUAAAUCCAUCAGUAAGGAUUUGGCCUAAAGAAAAGGUCCAAGCAGUAACUCUUGAGGUUUUCAGAAGCAUGCGGGAGGAUGUAAAGGCAUCGUUGCAAAAUGUAAAUUCAAAGGUUUCCCUUGCCCUGGAUUUUUGGACUUCCUAUGAGCAAAUAUUUUAUAUGUCAGUCAAGUGUCAGUGGAUAGAUGACAACUGGUCGUUGCACAAGGUUCUUCUUGAUAUCUGUCAUAUCCCUUAUCCAUGUACUGGGUCUGAUAUAUUGACUGCCACAACGAAGGUACUUACAAUGUUCAACAUUGAUAGAAAGAUUCUUUGUUGCACAAAUGAUAACAGUCCACAGGCGGUUCAAGCCUGCCAUGCGCUAAAGGAGGAGCUUCAUGCUCACAGUUUGCCCUUCUUUUAUAUUCCCUGCGCUGCUCGGACCCUGAACUUGAUCAUAGAAGAUGGCCUAAGAACUCCAAAACCAAUACUAUCUAAGAUUCGAGAAUUUGUCCUCGAGGUGAAUUCCUGUCCUGAUAUCGCUGAGGAUUUUAAGCAAAUGAUGGCACUCUGCCAGGAGGGUUCAUGGAAGUUUCCCCUUGAUUCCUCAACAAGCUGGAGUGGUGAUUAUGCUAUGCUUGAUAUUGUGAGAAAGGCACCUAAUGCCAUGGACAGCACAAUAAAAAAGCACGAAGAAACAUUCAGCAGCAGAAACUUGUUGCUGAGCACGACAGAGAAAUCUGUCGUCAAUAUUUUACUUUCGUAUCUAGAGCCAUUUCAUAAGAUAACGACCAACAUAUCCACAAGCAAAGUUCCUACAGUUGGUCUGGUGCUUUUUUUCAUGGACCAUGUCUUCGAAUUAAUUAGUUCUUGCAGGGAUAGUUGUCGUCAAGAGUGGCUAAAGAGUGUAGCCGAUGAUAUGGCUAAGAGAGCAAGAAGCUUUUGCACUCAAGCCUAUAACUUCUUUACCUUCAUGGCUGCAAUUCUUGAUCCAAGGAUAAAAAAAGAGCUCAUACCGGAGAACCUUAAUUCGGAGAAGAAUUUGGAGGAAGCAAGAAGCUAUUUCACGAGAUAUUACCCCAGCAAUCAAUUUCCCAUCAUGGCUAAUGGAUUUGGCACCCAGGAUACCACGGAUGAAGAGAAUGUUGUUUCCUUUGCUGAAGAGAUUGCAAGGAAGAGGCGUCGUGCGAGCAUGAGCACUGCUGCAGAUGAGCUAUCCCAAUUCUUAUCGGAACCGCCUUUGCCAAUCGCCACUGACAUUUUGGAUUGGUGGAAGGUAAAUAGCACACGGUAUCCCCGUCUCUCUGUUAUGGCCCGUGAUUAUUUAGCUGUUCAGGGGACCUCGGUAGAGCCUGACGAGUUGUUCACAAGUAAAGGUGACGAUAUACAUAAGAAGCAGUUUUGUUUGCCAUACAGCAGCAUGCAGUCCUUCAUGUGUAUCAACUCGUGGGUCCAAAGCGGAUACAAAUUCAAAUUUCGGAUGACGGAAAUCAACUUUGAAAAGCUGGUAGAAUCUAGUGCUGCUUCAAUUGAUGGUGUCAAGUCUUGACGAGAAACAAGAAUGCCUCAGUAAUGUAAUAUACCGUAAUACUUGCAACAUCGGUCCCGCAAUUCAAGAGCUGGAUUUAGGUCGACAAGUUGAUAAGUGAUAGGGCUGUAUAGUUCAUGAUGUAUAAUAUCAGAGUUCAAAUGGAUGUCAGAAUCUGAUAGAACAGUGUCUAGUUAGUAGAUAGCUGGAAAUUUGUGUUCUAGAUCUACAUGUUAUGUUGUUAAAACUUUUAUUUAUUCAUAAGGAUUAGUCUUUUUGGCUGCUCGUGAUUGAUCA